AUGCCGGAAAAUAUGUACUCAUAUUGGACAGUUAUCGGUCACUGUACGAGUCAAAUGAAUUAAUGGUAUGGGAUUAAAUACGCGCAACAAAAGUGUCAAAAACAAGACGGAGUGUAGAUUACUAGAUUAUAGAGUUAUUUUUCUUAAAAUGCGAAAAAAUUGCGAAUAUCGGCAAAUAGCCGAUUAUAAAAAAUAAUCGGCCGAUUAUUUUGAAAACGCCAAAUAUCGGCCGUAACGAUUAAUCGGCUCAUCCCUAUUCAAUAUAUAUUUGUUUAGCACCAUGGGAAACAGCGACAAUAAAGAAAGAUUACAACAAAGUCUGUGAUGCUUAUGGCUGUCUUGGUGUGCUCAGACUAAGUUUAAGUAAGAUACAUUUAUAGCAGCUUUAUUAGGAACUGAUUACUUACAAUACACACACAAAUAACAAUGGACAGUUUUCAAACAGGAAAGUAGCAAACAGGUUGUAAUGAAUCCAAGCGAGGCUACCUCCUAAUUAAAUUACACAUUUACAAAUUUAAAUAUUAGAUGCAUGAUCUAAAAUUCUUAGAAAUCCUUUGAAAUACUUUAGAUGCACAUUAAAUACAAUAUAUGGUCACAACUUAGAACAAUCUUGAUUAGUAACGUUAAGCAGACUAUAGUGCUAUGCAAACUCUGUGUUUUUUACCUUUGAGAUGAUUCCUUGCUAUUAUUCGGUGAAAAUCAGGUACAACUAUAUGUAUAAAAAACAUUUAUAAUUUAUAAUAAAACACUAUUUUCUCUAGGAGCAGAUGACAGCUACCUAUACCUUGUAGUAGUCACUGCGUGUCGUUCUGUUGGCAAGAUAAAAAACAGCGAGAUAUCAUGUGUUAUGUCCACGGAGUUUAUCGCGUUAGGCGCUCACGACGAAGUAGGCAUUUCUGAAGUGCGCAAGCUGCUCAAUUCAGGCUCGUUUUAUUUCACCUUAUCUGUGAAGGAGAACGAAGUACCAUUGGAUUUGAGUUUGACUCAUCAAAGACAGUGUUCUGCCAAGGAGCCUGAUAAUAGAUUCUUUUGGUACGUUGUGUUAAGUCUUUAUAAAGUUGAAACUAAAAAUUGAACUAACUUUUUUUUUGUAAAUAUCAAACUCGUGUCACAAGUGGUAAAGGACACAUGUGACAACUGAAUGGUAUCUUUUUGUAAAGUUUUUGGCCGGGGGUGGGUAUUUAUUUUUUAAUUGAUAUUUAAGGUUGGGUAAUCAAUUUUUUUACUUUUUAAUGGUUGGGUCAGCAAAAUUUUUGCCAAGAAAAACAUUUCUCUUCAGUGCCACCCCCCACCAUAAAUAAUGACCGGUCCCUUAGAGCACUGCACCGAAUCUAGUCCAGUCCGAAUUGGAGGAUUUAAAAUGACAUCAUACGUAUAAAUCACUACUUAUAGUGAGGUGAAUUAAUUUUGAUCCAGCCCAAGGACUGAAUUAAUUUUGAUCCAGUCCUAGCAGUCCGAAAUGGAGGAUUUGAAAUGACAUCAUGUUAUAAAUCACUAUGUACUUAUAGUGAGGUGAAUUAAUUUUGAUCCAGCCCAAGGACUGAAUUAAUUUUGAUCUAGUCCUAGGACUGGAUCAAUAUACUUCACCAGGUAUCCAGUAUUAUCUUGUGAGCAAAAUAAAGCAAUAUGGUUGGCUAAUUUACUCAUGAAUAAUAAAUGAGUUUGAGAUAUAAAUAUUCUGGUCAGGGUACGUGUUUCCAAAAUGAAUUAUGCGUAACUUUAGAGCUCUGCUCACUGGCUUAUUUAUGUUACUAGGAACCAUGCCCUUCAUGUACAUCUCCAAAAGUUCGACAUCGACUGUUCUGUGUGGUUGCUGAAUAUCAUGUGUGGUGGUAUUGAACUAAAGACAGUGUACGCCGGCGCGAGGCAGGCUAAGGCUAUGGUUAUAUCAAGAUUGAGCUGUGAGAGGGCUGGUACGAGAUUUAAUGUCCGAGGUGUUAACGAUGACGGCCACGUGGCUAACUUUGUUGAAACUGAACAGGUAGAUAAGAUUAAUUUUGUUACCAUUCAUCAGGGCCGCCGCCGAGAGAAUUCGCGGGGCCCGAGGCAAAUCUUCUCUGGGGGCCCCAUGACAUCAUUAUUUUUAUCUAGACCCAAGUCAGUCACCCAACUAGACCUUAUCUAGACUGCAUGUGGAGCUACUGUAGGGGGCCCUCAAUUUCAAAAAUGCUCUGACCAAUUUAAAGAAUCGCGAACCUACUCAAUUUUAGACUCUCGUUCUCAAGUUGGGGCCCCAUUAAGGUGGGGCCCGGGGCAAUUUCUCCCCCUCCUUGCCCUCCCCCUCUCGGCGCCCCUGCCAUUCAUCCGCGCGUGUAUGUGCGCGUUUGUCUUUUAGCAAGGUAACUCAAAACCUAUCAGGCGUAUUGAUACGAAAAUUUGUUGGGAGUAGUGGACAUUGCCCGAGGGCAAACUGAUUAAAUUUUGGUUGUAUAAAUUUGGAUGAAAAUUUAAUGGGAAAUUAUCACGAGGCGAUAAGCCGAGUGUCUUACAUCUGAUAAAGUACGGACUGUGAGUGUUUUAAAUGGCUCAGUGAAAAACGAUCCAUCUUAUGAGUUCAUUGGCGAAGUAAUUUUAAGGGAUCAGUCAUUAUUUGUGGUGGGGGGUGGCACCGAAGAAUCGAAGAUUGAUAAAACUUUUCCUGAUCCAAUCAUGAAAAAGUCGAACACAUUUUCACAUGUCCUCUACCACAUGAGUUUGAUAACUGCUUGUGCAAUUUUCUGCAGUUUAAAGUUUCAUGUUGUCUGCGCGUGUACUUUCUUUGGAGACACCAUUUCCCUCCUGACAAAUCGAAGAGUGAUCAAGAUAGUGACUGUGAUUGAUUUACAUAUUGUAUUGACAUAUGACUGUUGACAUUGCUUUUCAGUCUUCAAUAUCUGAGCGGGUCUUCCUUUGAAAAUGACAAUAAAUUUUUAUUACCCAACCGAUGAGUUGUUUUGUUUUUUAUUCGGAUUUUCAUAUUUUUUACUGGGGUGGUGCCAGAAAUUUUAGGGGGGUGAGCCGUGAGCAGGUGACUGAAGCAACACAAAGUGUCACCAAACCCCAGUAAGGUCCUAUAUUCUAGGGGUGGAGCACUAGAGCCGUGAGGGGGAGUCUAGAGAGCAGAAAACAAAGUAUCCCUGGAAAAAGUGGGAAAAAAUCAUGAUUUCUAGCUUCGAAAAAAAGUUUUUUGAAGUUGUCAUAUCAAUGGAUUUGGCAUGUCCGAUUGUCUGUUGAGACUUGAGAGAGUUAAAGUUAAAUGAACCUGUAAAAGUGUAAACCCAAUAGGCCAAUACACAAUAUGCUUUUACUUUUAUAAAGUCAUUGACAUUGUGUCGUUUGAAUCCGAGUACAAUUUAUGAUGCAACUCCGAUGUAAAUAAUAUUUGGGGCGUAGAGAUUUUAAUCUAGGCAAGUCUAUUUCCUAAAAGAAUUAAAAACUAAAAAUAAUGUUCGUAAAAAUUCCAAACGUUCCUUGCAAGCAAGCUAUUUGCAUGACAAGGCACUGCAAACUCUAUUCAGGGGAGAUAAUAGAGUUUCAAAACUUUACAAUUGCUCCAAUAAACCAGUGAAUGCAAGCGAGGAGCGAUUAGUUUCAUAGUAUUGCACUGUCUUCUUCUAUUAGAGUGUACUCCUACGUUUAUUUUGUAUCAUGAUUAUCAUCAACACUCUGCACGUUGGAGUGGACUAUUUAAUUAUUUUUUAUUAUGCCAAAUAUUGGGGGGGCGGGUGAAAUUUUUUUUGGAGGGGUGGACAUUUUGUUUGGGGGGUUAUAUAUUGGGGGUAGCACCCCUGCACUCUUUCACAAAACGUCUGUGUUUUUUAUUUACCCAAACUUUUAUUCACUCAAAAUGUUCUCACUCAACCCUUUCUCUUCGGUGCCACUUCCGCCAUAAAUAAUGACCGCUUCCUAAAAAUAAACGUCCAAGCCGAGAAAAUCAAUGCUAAAGUUUAUGUAAAUUAACAGGAUUUUUUUAUCACGUUUUAAACCACCGACGCGCUGGCGAUUUUCUUUGACGCCUUUCCCUCAUGAAUCAUUAAUGCUUUGUAAAUAUAUUCACAAGAACUUGUGGUUAGAGCUGGACAACUGACCUCUGUAGCUCAGUUGGUUAGUGCUUUGCACCUGAAUCGCAUAUUCGAUUCCUGCCAGAGGGCGUAUAGUAGUUGUCCCAGAUAACUCCAGGUUAGGUUUAAAUUUGUACAUAAUCUUCCGGUCGAAUUUCCAUGAACAAAAACGCUUCAACUAACUUUGCAUAUGCCGCUGUUUUUAAGGUGAUUGUCUUAGACGACUGUGUUGCAUCCUUUGUCCAAACCCGAGGCUCGGUCCCAGUGUUUUGGGAGCAGCCUGGCAUUCAGGUUGGAUCUCACAAAGUGAAACUGUCACGAGGAUUUGAAGCGUCGUCUCCCAGUUUUGAGAAGUAAGUGUUGGUGAGAAGUUUGUACGCAGUCGUCAGCAGUAAUACAUAGUUUAAUAGCUUGCUGAUUUAGCUUUGACUUUUUCAAACAUAAAUUAACGUCUAUACAAGUACGUUAUGAUAAAGUUGGAAUGUCACCCAUGGUUAAGCCUGCAAAGCAGCGCCGCCCGCUUGAAAUAAAGUGCCUGUUUUGCAGGCUACCCAACGUUUAACAACCACCCUUAAUUUUGUUGCUACAAAUCUCAGUCGUCAAACCAUUUUCCAAAAGAUUGUAAGGUUUGUAUGUUUGAAAAAAACCUUUUGAUUAGCGUUCAUUCAAAAACAUUGGAAAAAUAUUGUGCUGGGAGGGGGGAAUAUAUAUUUCGCGGCUGCUCCUGGUUAUGUGCAGCCUGCCACGCAGGCUGAGCCUGCCGCGCAGGCUAUACGUUAGGUCUAAAUAAAUAUAUAAAUCUUUUACCUCGUCCUAAUAAGUACACUCUAAAAACACCCUGGUUAAAAAUGCCCUGGUUAAUUUAACCACAGUUGUGGUUAAUUUGAUCACGAGGUUGACCAUCUUGAACAAUUUUCCUGUAUUUGUUGCAAAAACCUAGUUAAGUGCAUUUGUUACUCGCAAUAAAUUUCCUCUUAGGGACCGGUCAUAAAGUAAUUGCUAGGGUGGGCUGGAGUGAUUUGGGAUGGACCAUGGAAAAUCUUUGGGCAGUUUCGAUGGGCCGCCAAUUUUUUUGUAUGUCCACGGUUGGGCCACCAAACAAAAACCCAUCAUGCAUGUUUACUUCAAAAAAUAAAGAUAUUAAUAAUAAAAGUAAACAAAUGUUAUCAAAUGCAAAUGAUGCUAUUGAAGCCAGUACUUUGUUUAUACAACAACAAGAAGUGGUCGAAUCACAGCAAAUACAACCAAUUGGAGAGCAGCUCAGUAUCAAUGUGUUGGUCAAACUUGGUGAAAUUAUGUAUGUCAAUACCACUAGUGCCAUGUAUAUUUACAAUGUUCAUACCUGCAAGUAUUUUUUAUUAUAAAAGUGUAUUUUCCCAAUUUAGAUUGGUUGGGUCAUGAAAUUUUUUUUGUAAGAUUAGAUGGGCUUUGAAAUUUUUAUCUACAUCCUAAGAUGGGUCACCGAACUUAUUGGCAAAAUUUGUGAUUUACCUCCAGCCCACCCUAGCAGUUACUUUAUGACAAGUCCCUUAUUUUUUACUGUCAAAAAUUAACACAAAAAUUGGAAAAAAACCCAUUUAAUGUGUAUGCUUAAUAAUAUAGUUAUUUCUAGUUUAACUUUUUUGUAUAUAUUGUAAAUAGCUCAUCUAAAUUUUAUUGAGGGCCAUUUGGUAGAAUACCUUUUCAGGUAAAAAUGUAUAUUUACCCUCACCAAAAUAAAGUUUAUUAUUAUAAUUAUUAUUAUCAUUAUUGUGGCUAAUUCAACCAGGACUCCUGGUUGACGUAACCAAGACUGUAUGGUUGAAUUAACCAGAUUGUGUUAGGUGGAUUAUACUCAGGAAUUGUUGGUAAAUACUCCACCUAACAUAAUCUGGUUUAUUCAACCAUAUAGCCUUGUUAAAUUAACCUGGACAGAGUGUAUAUUAGAUUCUCUAAUCCUCUUUAGACAUAUUUCUGCAUUAAAAGGCCUGUACGGUGAUCAGCUGUUGGUUAAUCUUCUUGGCAGUAAGGAGGGAGAAUCUUACUUGACCAAAGCUUAUCAGGUAAAGACACCAAUCAAUUCGUAAGCCAGUUACAGAUGAGCAAGUUUUGUAGCACAAGUUUUCAUUUGUAUGAUUCAUUUUCAAAUUUUCUGUGAUUAAAUUUUUGGUUUCUGACCGCCCCUAUAGCUACAGUAUUAUUAGCUAUAAUCACAACAAUAGAUCACCGACCCAACCCUAUGCAAGUGCUCAAAUUACUUUGCCAAAUUUCCUUUGUUGACCCGUAUAGCAUACUAGCUUUUGAACAAGUGUACUUGUCAUAGUAAAAUUGGCAAAGUUUCGUAUACGGACAAGCAAAUCAAACUUGCCGUAUGAGAACUUGUCAUAGAAAUCUUGAUUACGUCACUUUAAAGAAUCCACGAUUUUGGGGCGGCAGAUAGACAGCAGAAGAACCAGCUCGUAUUGGCGGGGUGUCGAAUAUAUUCGCUAUUCGAGUUCAAAUCCCGCUUUGUGUUGGGUUUUUCUCAUGAAUAUAUUGCAGUUUAAUUUAACGUCCAUAUUCUCCUGAUUAUCAAGGAUCAUCUGAAGACAUCUACACACAGUGGCGAUACACCGCUCAUUCUUUUCGACUAUCACGUGUUGUGCAAGGGAGGCAAGAAAGACAAACUGGAAAUGUUAAAGAAGAAAGCUCAGCCAUAUUUAGAUAAAUUUAAAGUGUUUGUGAGAAAAGGAGACGACAUCGUCAGGUAUUUUUGACGUAUUAUAUACUUAUUCUAAUUGUUAUAGGAAUUUUUUCAUGAUUUGGCGUGCUAAUCGAGAAUACUACUUACACUGGACCACCACGUUUGAGAUACUUUUUUCAAGUAGUUCAGGUACAAACUAGUGCAGCUUAUUGUAGAAUAAUACCUGAACCACCACGUUUGAGAUAUCUUUUUACAAAAUUCAGACACAAACCACGGCAGCUUAUUGUAUAGUAUAGUACCUACACUGGACCACCACUUUGAGAUAUCUUUUUCACGUAGUUCAGCCACAAACCACGACAGCUUAUUGUAGAACAAUAGGACCUAUACACUGGACCACCACAUUUGAGAUAUCUGUCUCAAGUAGUUCAGAUACAAACCAGUGCAGCUUCUUGUAGAAUACUACCUACACUGAACCAUCACGUUUGAGAUAUCUUUCUCAAGUAGUUCAGACACAAACCACGACAGCUUAUUGUAGAAUACUAUACCUACACUGAACCACCACAUUUUAGAUAUAUCUUUUUACAAAGUUCAGAUACAAACCAUGGCAGCUUAUUGUAGAAUACUAUCUACACUGGACCACCACGUUUGAGAUAUCUUUUUAGGUAGACACCGACCACUGUAACUUAUUGUAGAAUACUGUACCUACAGUACAGAACGCUCACAUUUGAUGUAUAGAUGGUUGACGUAUUUGAACAUUUCACCAUUUCGUUUUUAGUCAGCAGUGUGGUACAGUGAGGGUGAAUUGUUUAGAUUGUUUGGAUAGAACCAAUGCAGUGCAAUCAUUUCUGGGUGUAGAGGUGAGAUUCUAGUUGAAACUUUCUUUUACAAAUUCACCUUUAGGUUUUGCAAUGCUCCUUUUACUGUUCUAGAACAUUUGGAACACUGUUCUGGAACGAUAUGAAAUGGACUGCACACGGUGUUCCGGAACAGUGUUUAGAACAUUUCCUAUCACGUGAAAAUGGGCAGUGUUACGUGUUCUGUUCUGGCUGCCCCUACUCGAAAAUCGGGGUAGUCAGAACAGUCAUGUGACUGUCUUCUGUUCCUUUCCAUUAGUGUUCCGAAAAUCCGGAGUACUCCUAACAGUAAAUAGAGCAGCUUGUUGAUAAAGAGGAGAUUUUUUUGUAUCCUACGUAACACGCGCUCAAAACUAAUGCGUAUAAUAUAUCGCUUGAGGUUAUGACUAAAUUCAAAAUGUUUAUUUUUCGAUACGUUUCUCAAUCGGCAAACAAACUUAAAAAGUAUGUUUAGUGCUUUAUCUGUAAAAUAAUGCCAAAAUGAAGAGAUUUUAGAUGAUACGCCAAAGAGAAAAUGAUGUCUGAAGUUCAGUAAGUUUUGCUUAUAUGGCUAUAAAUAUGGCGUCAAUUUUAAAGCAUCAUUGAUAUUUGUACUUUAAUUGACAAUUUUUAACUAUUAUUUUAUGUUUCUCAACCGGCAGAUGCAUUUAAAAAGGUAGCCUACUCUAUAAACUAGAGAAUAAAGCUAAAACAAAGUAAUUUUGAGAGGAACGCCAAAAAGAUUUUAGGUUUUGAACAGUUUUCAUGCAAAUACGUGACAUUGAAAAAAAUUGCCUCUUAACGAGUUUUUACGAUUUUGUCAGUAUUAUACUCGUGCUACAUUAUAGAGAACAGUUCCGUGCGAACUGGUGGAAUUAUCCUGUAUGAGCAAUGUACUUUGGUUUGUCGUGAAUUAACCAAAUUUUCACUGUAGAUGUUGCCAAUCCAACUCUCGCAUCUUGGCCUUGGUGACAAAACAUCACUGGUGUCAAGAUUCGUGGAAUGUUUUAAGACGAUGUGGGCGAAUAAUGGCAACCUUGUCAGUCGUACAUAUACCGGAACUGGAGCAAUGGAGGGUGGAGCGAGGGUAAGAUGUUUUAUGACACUUUUCAAGGACGUAUUUCCUGUUUGUCAAGCCUGCGAGUUACUUCUUAGCAGGGCCUUUCAGAGGUGUUUGUCCGGAAAACUUUUUUGACCCUUUUUUAAUGUUGGGAAAAAUUUUUUAACCUGCUUGUUAGCCUCAGUAUCGGGCUCUAUUUCACAAUAUUUUGCAAAUAGAGCCUGACACAAACCUAAUGCGGCCACUCUCCACGAAAAGUAAAGUUUAUAUUUAAAGGCACAGUUUAGCCUUUUGAAUGAUGUUUUUUAAAGCGCAUUACAGCCCUUUUAAUUGAAAAAACUAAGUAGGAAAAUCAAUUAUAAAGCAUAAUUCAAGAUCAGCAAACUUAAUGUUUUUAACAUUUUAAAAUAAUUUUAUUGUUAAAAAAUUGAGUUUGAGGUGGGAUGUUUACAUGACUUUGUUCCAUGCACCGAUAAAAACACUCGUAUGAACACAAAAAUGUGUAUACUCGCACUUACGAAAGGCGUUUAUGCAUGUUUUCUUUUCGAAAAGGAAAUUUUGUUUCUGCAACGUAGGUGAAAAAAUGGAACAAUUUUCAUAAAAAAUAAGUUUAUACUUUUUCGAUACUGCAAUGCAGUUAAAAUAGACUUUUCGUCUAAAUGGUUGGUUUAAAAUUUCUUGUAAAAAGAAUCGAACAUUUGAAAAUAUUGCAACGCGACCUCGGAGAUGUUUUUGAGAUUUGCAAUUUUUGGCAAGCUUUUUCCAAAAUUUUCAACAUUUAUUGCAAAUUCUUCCACAAAUCGUAAGAUUUGUCUACAUUUGAGCUAAAUAGAAUAUGCAACCCUAUCGUAGAACGUGUUUUAACAUCGGCGUUUUUGCAACAAUACUUCUUAAUUUGGUCUGGCCUUGUCUUCGGAUUUUCUAUUCAUUACAUUAACCUCAGUAAGAGCUAAUACACUUGUAAAAUCACUUUACAAAUUGCAGUAUUUGUGAAAUUUUGUUUAGUUUGGCAGCAAGUUACACGAUGGUGCAGUAUCAGUGAGAAGAACGAUUAGAAAUAAUUUCUUCGACGGCAGUAAACAAGAAGCCAUUGACAUCUUACUCUUGGGAAAUACUUUUGUUGGUGAACUGGGAGACCGCGCCAGAGCUCUGCUACCUGGUUCCUUUCUGCAUGGUAAGAAAUAUGUCUUCUUUGGCAAGGGUUUGUAAGAAAUACUUAAGAGAGUUUGACUUGGUGUUAAACACUGAAUCAGUUCCCUCAAACAUUUCUUACAAAUCCUAGCAGACGUAGAAUUUUCCUAUGCAGAAUUUAUAUAUAUAUAUAUAUAUAUAUAUAUAUAUAUAUAUAUAUAUAUAUAUAUAUAUAUAUAUAUAUAUAUAUAUAUAUAUAUAUAUAUAUAUAUAUAUGUAUAUAUAUAGGAUAUUACUCGGCGACGUGAAGAUAUGACUUUUAUCUUCGAGUGGUGAAAACAAUAUUUUACGAACGAGCGCAGCAAGUAAGUAAAAUAUUGUCUUUAACACGAGAAGAUAAAAGUCAUAUAUCAUCAAGCCACCGUGUAAUGUUCUGUCACGUGAUCGAUAUCUUCAAAAGUCACGUGAUCGAUAUCUUCACUAGUGAAGAUAUGAAAAAUAUCUCACUUGUGUAUUUUUCAGUAUCUCUACUACAAUAAACUGUGAUCACAGAAACUUUGAUAUUAGUGUAAACCAGUCUACUCAGUCUUUAGGCUCUGAAUUGAAAACACGCGAGCAAAACGUGACCAAGGAGUUCGGACAAGCUCGUUGUACAUAUUUACGUAUUUAUUUCACAUCCCCUUGCGAGGCUUUUCAGCUCGUCCGAACAAAUUGGCGACUUGAGGAGCACACGAUUUUGUUUUGAAGAUGAAAUGGCAGAUUUUAACAACUUCUUGUAUUUAUUACUGACCUUAUCUAAAAGCAAAUAGCAAGGGAACCUCCAGAUGUACAGUAGAUGUGAUUUUAUGAAUUCAAAACAGUGUUGAUAAUACGCAUGAACUGCUAACAAGUUUAAAAACAUUGAUUUCGCACUUUUUAGUAAGAACUUAAAAUGAUUUUAAUGUGCACUAUACAAUUUUGAUAUCCCCCCACUUUUAUCCUCUCUCCCAAUUUCGUGUAAGCUGGAUCUUAUAAAUGUCUUUAUUUUCUCAGCUUCUCCAGCGAUAUUACGAGAGUUAUGCGACCGUCACUUGGAGUAUACAAAAUGGCGAACAGUUCGUGUCGGUAUUGGAACAUUUAACGUGAACGGCGGUCAUCAUUUCCGCAGCAUUGCAUACAAACAUCAAUCACUAGACGACUGGCUGUUAGAUUUUCAUAUCAGACAACCCCAGGGAUGUGUGCAGAACAAUACUGAUUUUACUGUGCCCACUGAUAUUUUUGCUAUUGGAUUUGAAGAGUUGGUUGAUUUGAAGGCUGGGAAUAUUCUAUCAACUAGGUAAUUCAUGUUUAGCUAUAUUCGAGUUUCUGGUAGUUUUUGGUUAUGUUGUUGUUGUUGUUGUUGUUGUUGUUGUUGUUGUUGUUGUUGUUGUUGUUGCUGUUGCUGUUGCUGUUGCUGUUGCUGUUGCUGUUGCUGCUGCUGCUGCUGCUGCUGCUGCUGCUGUUGCUGCUGUUGCUGUUGCUGCUGUUGCUGUUGCUGCUGUUGCUGUUGCUGUUGCUGUUGCUGUUGCUGCUGUUGCUGCUGUUGCUGCUGUUGUUGCUGUUGUUGCUGUUGCUGCUGUUGUUGCUGCUGCUGCUGCUGCUGCUGUUGUUGCUGUUAUUGUGGUUGCUGCUGUUGCUGUUGUUGCUGCUGUUGUUGUUGUUGCUGCUGUUGUUGCUGUUGUUGUUGUUGCUGCUGUUGCUGUUGUUGUUGUUGCUGCUGUUGUUGUCGUUGCUGCUGUUGUUGUCGUUGCUGCUGCUGUCGCUGCUGCUGUCGCUGCUGCUGUCGCUGCUGCUGUCGCUGCUGCUGUCGCUGCUGCUGUCGCUGCUGCUGUCGCUGCUGCUGUCGCUGCUGCUGUCGUCGCUGCUGCUGUCGCUGCUGCUGUCGCUGCUGCUGUCGCUGCUGUUGUUGUUGCUGUUGUUUGUUGUUGCUGCUGUUGCUGUUGCUGCUGUUGUUUAUUUGUUGCUGUUGUUUAUUUGUUGAUGUUGUUUAUUUGUUGAUGUUGUUUAUUUGUUGAUGUUGUUUAUUUGUUGAUGUUGUUUAUUUGUUGAUGUUGUUUGAUGUUGUUGUUGUUGCUAUUGCUGCUGCUAUUGUUUGUUGUUGUUGUUGCUGUUGCCGUUGUUUGAUGUUGUUGUUGUCAUACCGCUCUAGACUCUAUGCACACCAGAUUAUUAGUGCUGCAAAUCUAAAGUAACGCGUUGUCUAAUGUUCUUGUAUUUCUUUGUUGUUUAAGUGCAGCACAGCGUUUGGACUGGGGCGAGAAAUUAAAACGAGUGAUAUCACGUGACACCCCGUAUGUUCUUCUGACCAGUGAACAGUUAGUUGGUGUGUGUCUCUUUGUGUUUGUGAGAUCUGACCUGGUCAAUGAUAUCAGGUAAAUAAUUGUAAUGUUUAUGAGAGUUAGUAGGUUACACUUGGGUAGGUCUCACUGCACUUUGCCCUACAUUGCCUGGGGAAUCGCAGGGCCGCAGGUUCGAUUCCUGCCAGAAGACCUAUAGUUGCAUUUUUCGUAGCUGUUCCUGGUUUGGUCUAAUAAAUGUACAAAAUCCCUUCAAAAUUUGCACACUUAACCUAUCAUUUUCCAUGUGUAGAGAUGUAGCUGUUGACAGUGUGAAGACAGGUCUUGGAGGAAGUGCUGGCAACAAAGGAGGCGUUGCUAUAAGAUUUCUGCUUCAUUCUACCUCGCUGUGUUUUGUCUGUUCACAUUUUGCUGCGGGACAGUCGAAUAUUGUCGAUAGAAAUAGUGAUUAUCACGAUAUUGUUAACAAGAUAGAAUUUCCUAUGGUAAGCUUGAAUUUUAACCUCUGUUUGUUUGUUUGCUUGUUCGUUUGCUUGUUCGUUUGUUUGUUUGUUUGUUUGUUUGUUUGUUUGUUUGUUUGUUUGUUUGUUUGUUUGUUUGUUUGUUUGUUUGUUUGUUUGUUUGUUUGUUUGUUUGUCUGUCUGUCUGUCUGUCUGUGUCUGUCUGUCUGUCU
Molecule: messenger RNA, 12714 nt
Organism: Paramuricea clavata
Lineage: Eukaryota; Metazoa; Cnidaria; Anthozoa; Malacalcyonacea; Plexauridae
Source: the annotation of a GenBank genome assembly